UUACCGAUUUUGGUGUCCGAAGUAUUACGGCGGCACAAAAUUGAAGAAAUCGGGUGCUGAACGAACGAAUAGUUUUACCGGUACGACACCAUACAUGAGCCCGGAGAUGCUUCUUGGGGAGCCACAAGAUGCCCGCAUGGAUUGGUGGAGUUUUGGUUGCAUCCUUUUUGAAAUGGCAACGGGACGACGGCCCUUUGAAGGGGAGAGUCAAUAUGCUGUCGUGCAGUCUAUAGUUGAGCGUGAUGUACAAGUUUGCCAAGAUGACUUUCUUCUCACAUCACUGGAAAUAGAGAGACGUGUAAUGCAAUUGCAGGAACGGUACGAAGCAUUCUUGGUUCGAGUAGUAGGGCAGAUUAAAAAAUGCAAAGAAAAUGGGAGUAUGACAGAGGAAGAACGAACACAAUUUAGUGGUUCCCUUGAGGACGCACAAUCGACGUUUACUGUAGAUGCAGCUCCCGCGCUGCAUGAUACCAGCUCUUGUGGUAGCAAAAAUUUACUUGGCGAUGUUACACGAAGUUCGCUGGGUGAAGCAUUUUGCCGCACCUUUAGCAGUGAAACACUGAACGCAAAAUCUUCCAUGACUAUUGAAAAUCAAGCCCUGUUUAUGAAUUUUGCCGUGGGAGAGUUAGAUGAGGCGUGUGAUUUGUUAAAAGACCUUAUCUGUUCACUGUUGGAGCGCCGUACCGACCGGCGCUUAAGUGGACCAGCGGUGCUCGAACAUCCAUUUUUCUCGUGUCCGUAUGUCUGUUCCCAGAUAUAUUACAAACAUGAUGCUCGCGUGGAUCCCGGCGACAUUUCUGGCUUUUACGUCCCAACGAAGUGGAAAAACAGUUUUUCUUCAGGCGGUCACUUUGCAGAAGAUGAGGAGAAAAAUGAAAAUGGUGAGAAAAAUGACGGAAAUGAUGCGGAAGAUGAUGAUGGGGGCACAACGGAGCUUCAAAAGCAUCUUGGUGCUGCGCGCUUCCUCGCCCAGUCCCCGACCCAGCGGCCCGACAACUGGCGCGAGCUCUUUUUGGAGGGAGUGGUGUCAUCGUUGUAUGUUCCCCGCCUCUUGUCGGCGGACGAUCUGCGUUACUUUCCACAUGCCGUGACGGCGAUGGGGGAUAGUGUUGUCACUCAGCAACGUGCUCUGCGGGAACAGAUACGGAGAAAACACGGUGUGCUGCAUCCACGCGAAGGUGAAGGCGACCACCAGGCUUCUCCCCUCAGCGUCACCCAUAAAGGAGGCCAUCCGUUGCAUCAAGAAAAUCAAAUGAGUGAAGAAGACGAGGAUGUUGAGGCUUUGCCACACUCAGUUUCACAGCGAAGCUCCUUGGUAGCGUCAUUGAGGGGGAAUAAAAAUGCGGCUUUCGCAAAUGAAGAGCCAUUAUUUAUGGGAGAAACAGUCAGCAGCUUGGCAUUUCCACACCAUGAUACUUUCAGCGUCUACUCACUUUCGAGUCUGGAGGCUUCACCUGCAAAAUAUCCGUCUUUGCUGGCAAAGUCAUAUGGCAGGUCAUAUAACAAAGAGUGUUGUAAUGAAAUCGGAAGAGAAACUGUAACGGAGCCAAUGGAAGAAUCCUCUCAUCGCCUAAAAUUGUCGACCUUGGACCUCUCUUAUUCCACCUCAGCAGAAGCAGCAAAAGCAACAGCAAAAACACCGGAAACAACGCUUGGAGGGGUUUUAGCGGAAGUGGCACCUUCCCUCAUUUCUCAUAGCUUUCCUUUGGAAUUGGGAGAGUCACAGACUGCUGCCCACCAAGAGUUGCACCCCGACUUGGGUAGAGCGUACACAGCUCCAUCGGAAAUAUUUACAUCUACGCCCACCAAAUCAAGGGAUGCUUUACCUCCAUUUAAUUUAUUCACUGGGGAUUUAGGGGCAAGAGAAGUCCUAUCGUCUGACACGUCUUAUGUCACCACUGAGGAUGAAGACAACACUGGGAAUGCAUUUGACGAUAUUAAAGAUCAAACACCGGGGACACUUCAUGGUA
This is a messenger RNA of Trypanosoma cruzi, 1970 nucleotides long. Its product is annotated as serine/threonine protein kinase, putative. The annotation marks the transcript as partial. The record is from RefSeq and is a predicted model, not a curated record. NCBI's taxonomy places the organism in Eukaryota, Euglenozoa, Kinetoplastea, Trypanosomatida, Trypanosomatidae. Gene Ontology annotation, biological process: protein phosphorylation. The transcript has a single exon. Gene Ontology annotation, molecular function: protein kinase activity; ATP binding.